Trichomycterus rosablanca is the source of this 726-nucleotide messenger RNA. It is a transcript of the gene tmem216, whose product is annotated as transmembrane protein 216. The transcript has 6 exons. NCBI's taxonomy places the organism in Eukaryota, Metazoa, Chordata, Actinopteri, Siluriformes, Trichomycteridae. Bases 48 to 479 code for a protein of 143 amino acids. Gene Ontology annotation, biological process: non-motile cilium assembly. The record is from RefSeq and is a predicted model, not a curated record. Gene Ontology annotation, cellular component: ciliary transition zone.
UUACCCGUCCUCGCCUCAGCCUGACGCCGUCUCCAUGGUAUUCCAACAUGGCAGCCCACGGAAGACACCCUGUUUUGUCUUCCACACCUCUGCAGAUCCUGUUUUAUUUAAAUGGCUGGUAUUUUGCUGCCUUCUUUAUUGCUGAGAUACUAAUGUUUAUUUAUAAAGGGGUGUUGCUGCCAUAUCCUCAAGCAAAUCUUAUACUGGAUAUUGCUCUGUUGCUGAUCUUUCUUGGCCUUGAAACCCUGCGACUCUUUUAUGGUUGGAAAGGAAACCUGUGUGAGAGAACUCUGACUCUAACAGUUAGUGUUGGUGUUCUGGUGCCCUGCACGGUGUUAAGUGUCUACUUUUUGCUCCUGCAGACUUUUAUUCUGCGUUUUGAAUUCAUUCUUAAUGCUGUCUUGCUCUGUUUCUACGGCUUGGAGCUGAUUCUGGCUCUGAUGACCAUUGCAGCUUUUUCCAGGGCCAGUGGGUAUUAAGAGCGUGAACAUGAGGAAUUAUUUCAUAUGCCCUGAAUUUGCUGCACAUCAGUGGUAUACAGUUUACUUAUAUUGCUUAGAUGCAGACUACAAAUAGUUACUGUUAUUAGACAAGUAAUGAAAAAAAUAUUAAUAUUCAAUCACUUCAGUACAUUUUUUCUGACUAUUAAAAUGACCUGUUUUGUAUUUUUAUAUCACCAAAUGCCUUUUAAAUAUUUAAAUAAAUGUAAGAGUUUUGUUAUAAACA